AUGAAGAGCCCGGUGAAGACUCUCAUGCUGGCAGUUUAUGAGCAGCUGCUGGAGAUGCUGAACUCCUCUGACCCUCUUCAGCUGCUUCCAGGCAGUAAUAACAGCUCCUCGCUGACAGGGGGCGCUGCUGUGAAUCUGAACAAAGAGGACUUCUCCAGCGCGCUCACCAAGAACAUCGUGGCCAUGCUGGUGUGGCUCGUGCUCAGCGUCAUCAACGGCAGCAUGGUGCACACCUUCCUCAAACACAGACUCUUCUAUGAGAACCCGCGGUACAUCAUGUUUAUCUGCAUGGUGAUAAACGACGCUCUGCUGCUCAGCCUCGUUACAGCGCUGUACGUCGUCAGUUACAUCUUCAGGAAGAUCCACGCCUCCGUCUGCUGCUUCCUGAUAAUGACGGCGGUCCUCACCACCCGCUCCACGCCACUCAUCCUGGCCGGCAUGGCGUUGGAGCGUUACCUCUCCAUCUGCUUCCCUAUGCACUACAUCCACAUGUGCUCCGUCCCACGCACCUUCCUCCUCAUCUUCAUCAUCCUCAUCCUCACCGCCACGCCCCCCCUCACAGACCUGCUCAUCACCGUCGUCCACCAGCCUCUUUCCCUCUUCAACACCCCCAUCUUCUGCGACCACCCGCUGCUCUUCCGCCACCCGUCCAUCUACUAUAAGAACUGUGUGUUUGACGGGGUUUAUUUGUCCUUCGUGGCUCUGACUCUUCUCUACACCUACUGUAAGAUAAUGCUCGCGGCCCAGGCUGCUUCUACUGGUCUGGCCUCGGUGAACAGAGCGAGAAACACCGUGCUGCUCCAUGGACUGCAGUUGCUGCUGUGCAUGCUGGCCUUUGUAGUUCCUUCCCUUCAGGUGGCUCUCAUCUCUCUUUUCCCUCGCUUCAGUCUGGAGAUCCGCUACAUCUUCUUCCUGGUCGUCUACAUCAUCCCCCGUUUCCUGAGCCCCGUGAUCUACGGUUUUAGGGACGAGUAUUUCAGGAAGUACUGGACCCGGUACCUGUCCUGUCGGGGGAUAACUGUGUCAAGGCUCUGA
Trematomus bernacchii (emerald rockcod) is the source of this 1035-nucleotide messenger RNA. Its product is annotated as odorant receptor 131-2-like. The transcript is spliced from 6 exons. Gene Ontology annotation, cellular component: membrane. NCBI's taxonomy places the organism in Eukaryota, Metazoa, Chordata, Actinopteri, Perciformes, Nototheniidae. The record is from RefSeq and is a predicted model, not a curated record. The coding region runs from base 1 to 1035 and encodes 344 amino acids.